Molecule: messenger RNA, 1694 nt
Organism: Silurus meridionalis
Lineage: Eukaryota; Metazoa; Chordata; Actinopteri; Siluriformes; Siluridae
Gene: coq6
Product: coenzyme Q6 monooxygenase
Exons: 12
Coding region: 149-1591 (480 amino acids)
Biological process (GO): ubiquinone biosynthetic process
Cellular component (GO): mitochondrion
Molecular function (GO): 2-octaprenyl-6-methoxyphenol hydroxylase activity; oxidoreductase activity, acting on paired donors, with incorporation or reduction of molecular oxygen, NAD(P)H as one donor, and incorporation of one atom of oxygen; FAD binding
Source: RefSeq, a predicted model, not a curated record
ACAGGAAGUGCUGGACUGUUACGCGAGCGGGUGUAUAAUCAUGGCUGGAUGAGAGGAAAGUUGUUGUCAGUGAGAGAGACAGCUUGAAGGAGAAUUGAUUUGUGCGGAUUUUAAAGGAUUGCGUUAAAAAGUUGCUUUGCGCCUCGACAUGUUUGCUUUGGUGAAAGUGAAGCAGGCUGCAUGCGGAGCGGGACGCCAGGGUUUCAGUGUGAGGAGUUUGAGGAGACUGAGGGCGUUCAGCACAGCACCCCCGUCCUCUGAACAUGGAGAGGAGGGAAACGACGUGUACGAUAUCGUCAUAUCGGGCGGAGGAAUGGUGGGGACUGCUAUGGCUUGCUCGCUAGGCUCCGAUCCGAAUUUACAAGGCAGAAAGAUUCUUUUACUGGAAGCUGGCCCCAAGAAAGAGAUGGAUAAGGUGCCAGAGGUUUACAGCACACGGGUCAGCUCUAUCAGCCCGGGCUCAGCAUCACUCCUCAGUGGUCUUGGAGCUUGGGAUCAUAUCGUCAAGCUGAGAUGCAAACCCUAUCAAAAAAUGCAGGUUUGGGAUGCUUGUUCUGAUGCUUUGAUCACCUUCGAUAAAGAGAAUCUGCAGGACGAGAUGGCAUACGUUGUAGAGAACGAUGUCAUUGUGGCCGCACUUACCAAGCAGCUUCAGACACUCUCUGAUCAAGUUGAAGUGCAGUACAGAACCAAGGUGGUGCAGUACACCUGGCCCAGGCCUUUCCAGGUGGCUGAAUCCAUCCCUUGGGUCCAGGUGUCAUUAGCCAAUGGGCGCACCUUGCAAACCAAGCUGCUGAUUGGCGCUGAUGGACCCAACUCCAUGGUACGAAGAAAGGCAGGGAUUCCCACUGUCAAGUGGAAUUACGACCAGUCAGCUGUAGUGGCCGUUUUACAUUUAUCCGAGCCUACUGAAAACAAUGUGGCAUGGCAGAGGUUCCUCCCAACCGGGCCAAUUGCAAUGCUGCCGUUGUCGAACACAGAGAGCUCCCUGGUUUGGUCUACUAGUCAUCACCAUGCAGAGGAGCUCCUUCAGAAGGAUGAAGAGAGUUUUGUGGAUGCCAUUAACAAUGCAUUUUGGAGUAACGAGAACCAGUCUGACUUGGUGGAGGCUGCCGGCUCUUUGUUCCGCCAUGCCCUGUCUGUCCUCAUGCCCAGUGGCUCCUCCACCCGCCAGCUUCCACCCAGUGUAGCGGCAAUUGGCCCUAAGAGCCGGGUCAUGUUCCCUCUUGGAAUGGGCCACGCCUCUGAAUACAUCCGCCACAGAGUAGCCCUAAUUGGGGAUGCUGCACACAGAGUACACCCUCUGGCAGGCCAAGGUGCCAAUCUAGGAUUUGGGGAUGUGGCUUGUUUGACACAGGUGCUAAGCCAAGCAGCAUUCAAUGGCAAAGACCUUGGUGAAAUGCAGCACCUGCUGGAGUAUGAAACUGAGCGGCAAAGGCACAAUCUGCCCAUGAUUACAGCCAUUGACCUCAUGAAGAGACUUUACUCCUCGAAUGCUGCCCCGCUGGUGCUGCUGAGAACGUUUGGCCUCCAGGCCACUAACGCACUGCCACCUCUGAAAGAGCAGAUUAUUGCGUAUGCCAGCAAGUAAAUGACUGUUGCACACAAAGGCUUUGUGGUUCAUGAUGGUAUAGGAAUUUUGUCUACAGUGUGUAUGUAAAAGUAUAAAUUAAUAAAUUCUAUUUUGAAUCAUA